GGAAGAGUGGGAGAGAUGGAGAAGGCGGUUAACCUCAGGAAAAUCACAGACUGGCAGCUGAUUGGCUGCCGAGGCGAAGCUGCAGCGUUUAUAACCAGAGCAGCAGAAUCAGAGAGCAGCAAACAUCUGCAGCAUCUUCAUCAUCAGUCACCACCGAGAAGAGGAGAUAAACUAGAGACACAGAGAACCACUCGAGAUUCCUGCAGCAGCAAACCAGACUGUGACACGAUGAAAGUGGCUGUGGUCUUCAUCCUGCUCUUUGCCACAGUUCUCUGUCGGCCGGCGAGGAGAGUUUCUGUCAGCAGCUCUGAGAGUUCUGAAGAAAUGGUGAGACGACCUCCCCCUCGCUACAUGAGGAAACCCGUGGCCUGGGGUCCUCGUUUCCGUGCAGCACAAAUACAGAACGUUCCAGCAGUCUCCACAGCUACAGAAUCAGAUGAGAGCAAGCAGAGUUCUGAGGAAGUUCAGGUGGCAGCAGAGGCUCCGGCUGUGGAAUUUAAAUUCAGCACCUUCGAUGCCACAGCUGUCCCUGACACAACCAGUGAGGACAGUAAAGACAGUGCAGACAGUGAUGAUGAUGACGAUGAUUCAGAGGAGAACGACACAGAUGAAGAUGAGAACGACUCCAACGACACCUCCGAGUCAGGAGAAUCCUCCACCGUCGCUCCCACCGUCGUCAUCCCUGUCACAGAUGAACCUGUGGUAGAAACCACCGUGGAUCCUCUGGAGCCGACCAUCGUCACAGACACAGACUCAGGACGUGGAGACAGUCUGGGAGGUUACCCCAGUGACUACAAGUCCAUCUAUGUGGAGGACAAGUCCUACCAUAAGGUUCCUUCUCCCUACAAGUCCUACGAGUACUACGACAGCGGGAAGAAGACGGACUAUGACAAGAGCAACGGCAACGACGUGGAGAAGUCCAUGAAGGUGUACAAGGUACAGGCUAUCCAGGUCCACUCUGACCUCCUGGAGGAGGACACCAGCACUCCUGAGGUGGAGAGCCAGGGUCUUGACACUUCCUCUGACGUCACACAGGACCUGCAGAUCAGCCCUCGUCAGGCGUUUGUUCCAGAGGAGGAGAACGCCAAUGACGCCACCACAAGUGAGAGCGAAAGCUCCAGCGCCACCCAGGAGGAGGAGGAGGAGGAGGAGGACGAGAGCGCCAGUGCCAGUGUGGAUUCUGAGGACGAGGACAGUCAGAGCAGUGAGGAGGCCACGGCUACACCCGGCGCCGCUGACAGCGACUCAGACGAGAGCGACUCAGACGAGGAUGGGGCGGUGCCUCAUGUCACCACUGAUGUGAUGGUGGUCAUCACUGCCAAAUAAGCCACGCCCACCUAGGAAACGGAGUGGAUGAAGGUGUCCCAUUCACAUACACAGGUGUAAACAAACCCUCAGACUCUUACUCUUUACUUUCUUCUUCUUCAGGGUCAAACAGACGCAGAGGUCAAGGUCAGAAAAUACAUCAGAGAAAAACUAUCCAUAGUUUUUAUGGUCCAGUAUUUAUGAGGUUAUCCACUUAGGUCAAAGGUCAAACAGCAUCUCACGAUCACAUCCCUUUCUUUCAACACAGCCAGUCUGGCCCAGUUACAGGGCAAACAACCCAUACAGUCACUAAUUAUGCUACUCUGCCGUCCAACAUCUGGUUCCCAGAAUAUGUGGGACACAUCUCAACCAAAGUGUAAUAUGACUGGCUGCAUGAUGGACCAGAGGAGACAGGCUUUUAAAAUUUCUCCAGAAACGUGGUAAUGUUCUCCAGGCUGCUCUGAUUGGUCCUUCUCUGCUUUGUUCAUGAGUGGUGGGUGGAGGUGACACCACCACAGCUGCUAACCAGUCAGGUCCACACCAGCUUUCUGGAGAACUGAUCCACCAAACGAACCAAUCCUGGGCCUUAACUCCUACCUUCAACCUUCUCUCUGUCUUUGUCUCCGUCUGCAAAAUGUCACAUUUGACCCACACACACACACGCACGCACACACGCACACACACACACAAACAAACACACAUGUAGCACAGCAUUUAACCGUGAACUAACACUGUGGUAUAAACUCAUUCUUAUUAUCUGCUCUUGUAUCAGUACUGACUGUAUUUAAACAUGUUUUAACUGUUUCACUCACACACACACACACACACACAGACGUUCUCUUGCACACGUCCUCUCUACACUACAUGUCCUUUGUCCAGCAGUGUUUACUGUGAUGUAAUGUAUUUCUAUGAUAUUAAUAUUAAUAAAAGUCUUUUUAUGUAAAA
Molecule: messenger RNA, 2250 nt
Organism: Cynoglossus semilaevis (tongue sole)
Lineage: Eukaryota; Metazoa; Chordata; Actinopteri; Pleuronectiformes; Cynoglossidae
Gene: spp1
Product: secreted phosphoprotein 1
Exons: 8
Coding region: 16-1326 (436 amino acids)
Biological process (GO): ossification; cell adhesion
Source: RefSeq, a predicted model, not a curated record